Messenger RNA from Musa acuminata AAA Group (dessert banana), 608 nucleotides. Its product is annotated as ubiquitin-conjugating enzyme E2 36-like. The record is from RefSeq and is a predicted model, not a curated record. Gene Ontology annotation, molecular function: ubiquitin conjugating enzyme activity. NCBI's taxonomy places the organism in Eukaryota, Viridiplantae, Streptophyta, Magnoliopsida, Zingiberales, Musaceae. The transcript is spliced from 8 exons. Gene Ontology annotation, biological process: protein K63-linked ubiquitination; DNA damage tolerance. Bases 105 to 566 code for a protein of 153 amino acids. Gene Ontology annotation, cellular component: nucleus.
AAGCGAUUUAGUCGAAUUUUUGAUGGCUUCACAUCGGCUUCUUCCUUCACCCCGUCGACUCAUCUCUCCUCUUCCGUCCUCGUGGGAUCCGACCAUCGCGUGGAAUGGCCAACAGCAAUCUUCCUCGAAGGAUCAUCAAGGAGACGCAGCGGCUUCUCAGCGAACCAGCUCCGGGAAUAAGUGCUUCCCCGUCGGAAGACAACAUGCGCUACUUCAACGUGAUGAUUCUCGGGCCGUCCCAGUCUCCGUAUGAAGGAGGAGUAUUCAAGCUUGAGUUGUUUUUACCCGAAGAAUAUCCAAUGGCUGCCCCAAGGGUCCGCUUCCUCACCAAAAUUUAUCAUCCUAAUAUUGACAAGCUUGGAAGAAUAUGCCUAGACAUUCUAAAAGACAAGUGGAGUCCAGCUCUCCAAAUUAGAACAGUACUUCUCAGUAUUCAAGCUCUUCUCAGUGCCCCAAAUCCAGAUGAUCCACUUUCAGACAACAUUGCAAAGCAUUGGAAGACAAACGAAGCAGAAGCAGUGGAAACAGCCAAGGAAUGGACCCGUCUAUAUGCUUCUGGGGCAUGAAAUGGACAACACUAUCCAUUUCAUGACAGCUACAGUGGAGUU